Messenger RNA from Parathielavia appendiculata, 2630 nucleotides. RefSeq lists its product as uncharacterized. The transcript is spliced from 2 exons. Gene Ontology annotation, biological process: protein localization to membrane; vacuolar transport. The record is from RefSeq and is a predicted model, not a curated record. NCBI's taxonomy places the organism in Eukaryota, Fungi, Ascomycota, Sordariomycetes, Sordariales, Chaetomiaceae. Gene Ontology annotation, cellular component: endosome; fungal-type vacuole membrane. The coding region runs from base 354 to 2297 and encodes 647 amino acids.
AUUCGUCUCGUAUCACAAGACGACAGCUUGCAGGUUUGGAAUUGGCAAGUGCCGUUCGACGCUGUGCCCACAUCCUCCCACCCUAGAGACUCUCGAAACCCCAACGCCUUGCUCAUAUCCACUUUUCAGCUUCUGCAUCAUUCAUUCUUUGUUUAUUAACGUUACAGCGCGGAUCGCUGCGGUUUGAAGCGCAAAGUACACAACGUACCCUGCAAAUCGCAGUACUCCGUAACGAUUACUCCAAGCCUGCUCACAGUCCCCUGAAUUUGAGCUCAGGCGAAGAUCAAUUCUCGAUACGCAACGGUGGACGCGAGUCCGUACCAUCGACCAUCCAUCCUUCGCAGAAGUCGACCAUGCAAUUAAGGAAACGCGCGCCCGCAGGGGCGCUGCUCGCCUCGCUGCUGGUCGCACCACAGCUUGCAUCGGCCUUCUAUCUCCCCGGUGUCGCGCCAACAACGUACGAGGGAAUGGAACCAGUCCCGCUCUACGUCAACUCGAUCCGCCCGGUCGCAGGGUCAGACGCCAUGCUUCACUCGGUCGUCUCCUACGACUACUACCAUCCGCUUUUCCAGUUCUGCCAACCGCCAGAGGGACCUCAGGAUGUGGGCGCGAGCCUGGGCAGCAUCCUGUUCGGGGACAGGAUAAAAACAUCCCCGUUUGAGCUCAAGAUGGGGCACGACGAAACCUGCAAAAAGCUGUGCGAGACAACAUACCAGAAAGGGGCUGCCAUGUUUGUGAACCAGCAGAUUCGGUCUGGCAUCAGCCUCAACUGGCUGGUAGACGGUCUUCCCGCCGGACAGAGGAUCCCGGACUCGUUCACCGGAACUGAGUUCUAUAACACCGGCUUUUUCCUGGGGCAGGUGGCCGCCGACGGCAGCCAAGUUCAGUUCAACAACCACUACGACAUUUACAUCGAAUACCACGAGGUCGCGGGGAGCAGUGGGAAGUACCGAGUCGUGGGUGUCAUUGUUUUGCCGCAGUCCAAGAAAUACACGGGUCCUGUCGACGAACACUCCUGUUUAGAGGAGAACAUGGACGCCUUGGUUCUCGAUGAGUCGGGCGAUACCAAGGUCCAAUUCACCUACAGUGUCUACUGGAAACCAUCCUCGACUGCCUGGGCCACGCGUUGGGACAAGUACCUGCACGUCUACGACCCUAAGAUCCACUGGUUCUCGCUCAUCAACUCAUCCGUCAUUGUCGUCUUUCUGGUCCUGACCGUCAUGUCCAUCCUGGUCCGCGCCCUGAAGAAAGAUAUUGCCCGCUACAACAGGCUCGAUCAACUCAACCUGGAGGAUCUCUCUGGCACCUCGGCGUUGAUGGAGGACGGCGUACAGGAGGACUCUGGCUGGAAACUCGUCCACGGCGACGUGUUCCGCACCCCCUCGCACCCCCUUCUUCUCUCCGUCUUCCUCGGCAAUGGCGCCCAACUUUUCGUCAUGGCAGGCUUUACUAUUGUUUUUGCGCUGCUUGGCUUCCUCUCGCCAUCCAACCGCGGCUCGCUUGGCACCAUCAUGAUCCUUCUCUACACCGUUCUCGGCUUCGUCGGCGGCUACACCUCGGCGCGUAUGUACAAGUCGCUCCAGGGCGAGAAGUGGAAGCUCUGCAUCAUCCUCACCCCGCUGCUUGUCCCGGGCAUCGUCUUCUCCACCUUCUUCCUGCUCGACCUCUUCCUCUGGGCGAAGCAGUCUUCGGGCGCCGUCCCGUUCACUACCAUGCUCGUCAUCGUCCUCAUCUGGUUCACCAUCAGUGUUCCCCUCUCCUGCGCCGGCUCCUGGCUCGGCUUCCGCGCGCCGGCCCUCGAGCCGCCCGUCCGCACCAACCAGAUUCCGCGCCAGAUUCCGCCCGUGACGACCUACCUGAAGCCGGUGCCCAGCAUGCUGCUCGUCGGCCUGCUACCCUUCGGCGCCAUCUUUGUCGAGCUGUACUUCAUCAUGGGCUCGAUCUGGCUCAGCAAAAUCUAUUACAUGUUUGGCUUCCUGUUCAUCUGCUACGGCAUCAUGAUCAUGACGUGCGCCGCCGUCACUGUCUUGCUGGUGUACUUCCUUUUGUGCGCCGAGAACUACAACUGGCAGUGGCGCUCUUUCCUGGCGGCGGGAACCACGGCCGGGUAUAUCUUCCUAAACGCGCUCAUCUACUGGGUGAGUAAGUUGUCGUUGGGAGGGUUUGCGGGGAGCGUGCUGUACAUUGGGUACAGCGCGCUCAUUUCGUUUUUGUUCUUCAUCUUGACCGGAUCGAUCGGCUUCUUUGCCAGCUGGCUGUUCGUCCGCAAGAUUUACUCCUCCAUAAAAAUUGACUAGGUAGGACCGGAAGGGAAAAGAAUGGCUGUUUGAAAGCCCAUGUUUCAGGCGAGCAGACUCGGUUUAGAAUCGUGCACCCACCAGAAGGUGCACUGGGGAAAAAUGACACAACUUGUAUCACUAAACACUCAUUUUAGACUUCCCCAUCAGGGAUGGACUGGAGUACGGAACUUGGUCGGUUGGUUAUUAGCAUUAUACGGCAGCCGAGCUGACUGGGUUGCAACAUUGAGAAUGACAUCCCCGUGCCUCGGCGUUGCCAAUCGCGAUGAUUCUUGAUCCGCAAACGCGGUAUUCGCCAUCCUCUAAUUGACAAUAGCAUCACUGCCUCCCCCG